AGUCCCACAAGGUUCUCCGUGCCAUUCAAACACACCAGCCGACCCGAGCCGAGCUGAUCCGGUUCAGCAUUUGCAGAAUCCCUGCAAACAGCGUUUCCAGUUCGAUGGAGGAUUACACAUACGCCUACAUCUCCGAGCCCGUGGAGUUCCGCCAGCUGGAGGGCAAUGCGAUUGACUUCCGCAAGACAUUCGAUCUGCGAGGCCAGGGCACCGACGAAAUGCUUCAGUUGUACCUGCGCAAGGCAAAUUUGUCCGAUGAUCUUGAACGUCUGCCGGCUAUUGUGCGGCGCGCCUAUGUCUAUGACAUAAUUAGAAGCAAUAAGGAACCCGGUUACUGGGUGGUAAUAUCCUGCAGCAUCUCAUCUUGCCAGCUUCAUCAGCCGAAAGUGUCCUUGAUGUUGUCCACAGUUGUCCUGAACGCAGCCGUUUUCUUCUCCUUUCAGCCACCGUCUAUGCAAGUGAGCAGCGACGUCUUUGCACAUCCACCGCCAGCAGUUCGUCCACCGCCUCACUACGCCGACAACGUGAGCAUCAACGCCAGUCUAGACGGCAUGAAGAGCUCCUCCUCCUCGAACAGCCUGGACAGGUAUCUGGGCGCUCCGCCCUCUGUGGCCUUGGCGGGUCCCAGCUUCGCCACCAGCGUCUUGGUCAGCAGCAAGGGCUCCAAGUACGAGAUUAGCGGACCAGUCAACUUCCAGCACGUUUCCGGCGAUGUGACGCGGGAUCGCACGCGAAACGCCUUCGACCUGAAUGCCGAUCCCAACGACAAGGUGCUGAGGAAGUACAUGAUGGAGCGUGGCAUUACGGAGGCGGACAUUAGUGACAUGCGGCGCCAAGAAGUGAUCAAGAAGAUCAUUCACUCCAAUUUUACUUGGAUGCCACCAAAAAGUGAUCUUCAGGCGCAGCCAAAAGUUCAAGAUCAUGCCAGGCCGCUGCUCUAUGCCACCAUUUCCACUAAUAACCAGAUUACUCCUCCGCCGUCUCCACCGCCGCCUCCAAUAGCCACUAUUUCGAGGCCAACGGAGGCACCAAACUUCUCCAACUACGCCUCGCUUACUUCACGGUUUGUGGAUAUCUCCGAUAUGGACUUACCUGCUCCUACGCCGGCUGCACCAACUCCUUUUCAACCGGCAGAGGUCGGAAGUGUGAUACCCGUCCAAGUGCAGCCUCAGCAGAGUGUGAAACCUAAGGUUCCUCCACCUCCAUCGGCGGUAAUGGCGAAGAACACACAUGGAUAUCCAGCGGCCAUUGACAUUCGUCAAGUGAGGCCAUCUGUGGCGCCAAAGGUAGCGAAUGAGACGUACGCCACCAUAUCACCGCAACGGAAAGUGGGCUCAAUGCGCGUUCCACCGCCGGCGCCUCCAAAGCCAACAAUAGUGCCUCAUACGAACUCGACGAUUUCCAACGGAUCACUGUAUGCUGUGUCCCCGGUGCAGUACGCGCCUGUUGCCAAGCCGGCGCCACCAGCUGCUCCUGCCAAGCCGACUUCUAGAUCUUCGGCUGUCUAUAUGACACCACUGUCAGCGCAGAAAACCCAGAUUAGUAGUACUCCGGUGCCAGUUUCACCACCGCCGCCUACAGCGGCAUCCGUUGGUGUUCCACCGCCGCCUCCAGCGCCACCAGCAGGUGUUCCACCAGCACCGCCACCAAUGCCAGUUUUUGGCGCGGGAGGCGCUCCUCCUCCACCACCGCCUCCAUCAAGUGGCAUGGCCGGCGUUCCACCACCGCCUCCGAUGCAGAAAUCACAGCCCAAGGCUGUUUCAGCUGCCUCCACCGGCGGAGACCCGAGGGAUGCGUUCUUGGAGAGCAUUCGACAAGGCGUAAAGCUGAAGAAAGUGGAUCAGAAGGCAGCCACCAUAAGUGGCAUUAAGCCGCGUCCAGAACGUAAGCCGGUGACCACCGACUUUCUAAGUGAACUGAAGCUGGGAAUAACACUGAGACGGGUCAAGAAUCCGGCGGAUAAUCCGUAUUCCGAGGAAUCGGAGUCGCAGGCGUAACGAUUUGGCGGUUAAACUUUCAACUGCGCCGCAUUUUACCACACUGAACCAAGUGGCAGGGCUGCCAGACUGAGAACAACCGCCUUAAUUUUAAUUUUCGCAAAUGUAUUUAUAAUUUUAAUAUUAAUCACCAUGACAAAUGACCAUUAGCGUUUGUAAAUAAAAUUGUUAUCGCCAG
Drosophila melanogaster (fruit fly) is the source of this 2175-nucleotide messenger RNA. RefSeq names its product WHAMM and JMY related (gene Whamy). The transcript is spliced from 4 exons. The record is from RefSeq and is marked reviewed. Gene Ontology annotation, molecular function: actin binding. NCBI's taxonomy places the organism in Eukaryota, Metazoa, Arthropoda, Insecta, Diptera, Drosophilidae. Bases 105 to 1997 code for a protein of 630 amino acids.